This is a messenger RNA of Cottoperca gobio, 2302 nucleotides long. RefSeq names its product sodium- and chloride-dependent GABA transporter 2-like. Gene Ontology annotation, molecular function: gamma-aminobutyric acid:sodium:chloride symporter activity. Gene Ontology annotation, biological process: sodium ion transmembrane transport; nitrogen compound transport; amino acid transport. Bases 175 to 1971 code for a protein of 598 amino acids. The transcript is spliced from 14 exons. The record is from RefSeq and is a predicted model, not a curated record. Lineage: Eukaryota; Metazoa; Chordata; Actinopteri; Perciformes; Bovichtidae. Gene Ontology annotation, cellular component: plasma membrane; cell projection.
GAGCAUUAUCCAACACAUCGUCAACUACACACAUCACUUCACACUGUGCCGUCGUCAACAGACAGUGAGAGAGGUUUGUUGCCAGAACGCACAAAAUCGUAUGUGGGUACAGAAGUUGCCACUACAGAGUGGAUUUAGCAAAGUAACGGUUAAGUGAUUUGAAGGGGGGGACAGAUGGCCAUGAACGGACAGAAUGACAUCCGCAAAGUUUCUAUUCCAAACGGACACCCACAUACGUCUAAAGAGUAUGAGGGACGAGGAACUUGGGGAAACAAAGCCGAGUUCAUCCUGACAGUGAUGGGUGCGAUCAUCGGACCUGGCAAUGUAUGGAGGUUCCCCUACCUGUGCUACAGAAACGGCGGAGGUGUGUUCUUCAUCCCAUACUUCUUGUUCAUGAUUACAUGCGGAAUCCCCUUAUUCUUCCUUGAGACUUCCUUAGGACAAUACACCAGCCAGGGGAGUAUCACGUGCUGGAGAAAGAUUUGUCCACUUUUCGAAGGCAUGGGCUAUGCCAGUCACUUAAUCAUUGCAUUCAGUGCAACCUCCUAUAUUAUCAUCAUUGCAUGGGCGUUCUUUUACCUAUUCUCAUCAUUCAGUGCGGACUUGCCUUGGGCCACAUGUGGACACUACUGGAACACAGACUCAUGUCUGGACCUCAGCCAUCCAAACCUGAACCUUAGCAUGACAUCCAGACUGAAUGUCACUCUUCCUGUUGUGGAGUUCUGGCAGCACCGGGUUCUGAAAAUCUCUAGUGGUAUUGAGGACGUUGGUAGCUUGAGAUGGGAACUGGUCCUGUGUCUCAUCCUGACCUGGAUCAUCUGCUACUUUUGCGUUUGGAAGGGCAUCAAGUCAACAGGAAAGGCUGCUUUCUUUACAGCCACCUUCCCCUACCUUAUGCUGUUGGUGUUGCUCAUACGUGGCGUUACCUUACCGGGGGCAAUAGACGGAAUCAUUUAUUACCUCUAUCCUGACAUCUCCCGCCUCUCAGAUCCCCAGGUGUGGAUGGAUGCAGGCACUCAGAUAUUCUUCUCCUAUGCCAUCGGACUUGGAUUCCUAACCUCUCUUGGGAGUUACAACACCUACAAUAACGACUGUUACAAGGACUGUUUCUACUUGUGUCUACUGAACAGUGCCACCAGCAUUGUGUCAGGCUUCGCCAUUUUCUCUGUUUUGGGUUUCAUGACCAAAGAACAAGGAGUGGAUAUUUCUGAAGUAGCUAAAUCAGGUCCGGGCUUGGCAUUCAUUGUCUACCCGCGUGCUGUAGCCAUGAUGCCGAUGGCUCAGUUGUGGUCGGUGUGUUUCUUCCUCAUGAUCAUUCUGCUCGGAUUGGACAGUCAGUUUGUUGGUCUGGAGUGUCUCAUGACAUCACUGACUGAUUUGUUCCCUUACCUGCGGCAAAAGUACAGACGUGAGCUGGUUCUGCUGGCUAUCUGCAGCACCUGCUGUUUGCUGGGACUCAGCCUGGUCACUGAGGGAGGGAUAUACCUGCUCCAGCUGUUGGACCAUCACGUCUGCAGCGGCACCACCCUGCUCCUCCUCUCCCUCUGCCAGUCGGUCAGCAUUGCCUGGGUGUACGGUGCUGAACGUUUCUAUGGCAACAUCACGGACAUGAUUGGUUAUCGUCCAUACCCAAUGAUGAAGUACUGCUGGCGCUACGUCACCCCCUUUUUCUGUUUUGGCACCUUCAUCUUCUCUAUCGUCAAAUACUCCCCGCUGAAGUUCAGUAACACUUAUGUUUAUCCAUUUUGGGCAAACAUCUUGGGUUGGUUCCUUGCCAGUAUCUCUCUCUCCCUCAUCCCACUGUUUAUGUUAUAUAAAAUGAUGCAAGGGAAAGGCCCUCUCCGACAGCGAUUCUUGCUGCUCUGCCAGCCUGUGGACCUCAGCUUGGAUCACAAAUGUCUUCCUACGCUGGGAACCACUACCAGCGUAGAGCUCAAACCUUUAUCCCAAAGUGGGGAACUCACUCAGUGAACGCAAACAGUAGUUCAUCAUGAUUAAUGCUAUAUUGUGAAGUCAUUCUAAAACAAGUGUCAGAGGGAUCUUGCUUUUGUUUGAUUGUUAUUAUUUUUUAUAUUUUUUUUACAGAGCCCUGCCUUCAUCUCCACAAAAAAAAAAAAAAAAAAAGGUGUUGGUUUAACUGUAACGUUUUUCUAAAUAUAUAAUUUUGCAGGGAUAAUGAAAUUAUGUCACUCGGUAAAGAUGGAUUUCGUUUUCCAUUUAAGCUUAAACAUAUGCAAAGAUCUCAAAGGGCAGAUCACUAUCUGACGUGUUGCAUUUGCUUGUGUAUGUGUGUGGUGUUUUU